Messenger RNA from Danio rerio (zebrafish), 1239 nucleotides. RefSeq names its product autophagy related 4A, cysteine peptidase (gene atg4a). Lineage: Eukaryota; Metazoa; Chordata; Actinopteri; Cypriniformes; Danionidae. Gene Ontology annotation, cellular component: cytoplasm. The record is from RefSeq and is marked provisional. Gene Ontology annotation, molecular function: protein-phosphatidylethanolamide deconjugating activity; cysteine-type peptidase activity.
GAUGUAUUUGUACCAGAUGACGGCCGAGGAUGGAGGCAGUUUUAGCCAAGUAUGAGAAUCAAAUCAACGUGUUCCUGGAAGACCUGCCAGAUACAGACGAGCCAGUAUGGAUCCUGGGAGCAUGUUACAAUGUGAAAACAAAGAAAUCCGAGCUGCUGUCGGAUGUGCGAUCGCGGCUGUGGUUCACUUAUAGAAAAAAGUUUUCCCCUAUAGGAGGAACAGGUCCUUCAUCAGAUGCCGGCUGGGGCUGCAUGCUCCGCUGUGGGCAGAUGAUCCUUGCACAGGCUCUGAUCUGCAGUCAUCUCGGCCGGGAUUGGAGGUGGGAUCCAGAGAAGCAUCAGCCCAAAGAGUAUCAGCGUAUCUUAGACUGCUUUCUGGAUAAGAAGGACAGCUGCUACUCUAUACAUCAGAUGGCUCAGAUGGGUGUUGGAGAAGGCAAGUCUGUUGGAGAAUGGUAUGGACCCAACACAGUGGCGCAAGUACUCAAAAAACUGGCCCUGUUUGAUGACUGGAAUUCCCUAUCUGUGUACGUGUCAAUGGACAACACGGUGGUUAUCGAAGACAUCAAGAAGCUGUGUGUCCGAGCAGAUCUCCAGCUUCAGUCUCAGCAGCCCCUGGACUGGAGGCCCCUGCUGCUGGUCAUCCCUCUGCGGAUGGGGAUUAACAGCAUCAACCCUGUGUACAUACAGGCCUUAAAGGAGUGUUUUAAGAUGCCUCAGUCAUGCGGUGUUCUGGGGGGAAAGCCAAACCUGGCCUAUUAUUUCAUUGGGUUUAUUGAUGACGAGUUGAUUUAUCUGGAUCCUCACACGACGCAGCAGGCCGUGGACACUGAAUCAGGCAGUGCCGUGGACGAUCAGAGUUUUCACUGUCAGAGGACCCCUCACCGCAUGAAGAUCACCAGUUUGGAUCCUUCUGUCGCUCUGGGUUUUUUCUGCAAGAGCGAGGAGGACUUUGACAGCUGGUGUGAUCUGGUUCAGCAGGAGCUCCUCAAGAAGAGAAACUUGCGGAUGUUCGAGCUGGUAGAGAAGCAUCCCUCCCAUUGGCCUCCGUUUGUUCCUCCGACCAAACCAGAGGUGCAGACCACAGGAGCAGAGUUCAUCGAGUCCCCAGACAAGCUGUCUGAAUCCGAAGAGGAGUUUGAGAUCCUAAACGCGUGAUGAAGAGGUUUCUUUAGCAAAAACACAAACGGUAGCAACACGACAAACAAACGCUGUUCUUCUAUCUGUGGAAAAAAAAAAA